Molecule: messenger RNA, 498 nt
Organism: Oncorhynchus kisutch (coho salmon)
Lineage: Eukaryota; Metazoa; Chordata; Actinopteri; Salmoniformes; Salmonidae
Product: extensin-1-like
Exons: 2
Source: RefSeq, a predicted model, not a curated record
CCUCCUCCUCCUCCUGUCUCAGUGUCUCCUCCUCCUCCUGUUCCAGUAGCUCCUCCUCCUCCUUUCUCAGUGUCUCCUCCUUCUCCUGUUUCAGUAGCUCCUCCUCCUCCUGUCUCAGUAGCUCCUCCUGUCUCAGUGUCUCCUCCUCCUGUCUCAGUGUCUCCUCCUCCUCCUCCUGUCUCAGUGUCUCCUCCUCCUCCUCCUGUCUCAGUGUCUCCUCCUCCUCCUGUCUCAGUAGCUCCUCCUCCUCCUGUCUCAGUGUCUCCUCCUCCUCAUCCUCCUGUCUCAGUGUCUCCUCCUCCUCCUCCUGUCUCAGUAGCUCCUCCUGUCUCAGUGUCUCCUCCUCCUGUCUCAGUGUCUCCUCCUCCUCCUCCUGUCUCAGUGUCUCCUCCUCCUCCUCCUGUCUCAGUGUCUCCUCCUCCUCCUGUCUCAGUAGCUCCUCCUCCUCCUGUCUCAGUGUCUCCUCCUCCUCAUCCUCCUGUCUCAGUAGCUCCUCCU